AUGGCCGAGGCAUCAGAGCCAGCCAGCGUGGAUUUCAGUAUCUGCAUUGUUGGUCUGGCUGAGGGGAUUGAGUCCAGCAUCAGCAAAUUUGCAGAUAACACCAACCUGGGUGUGGCCAUCAAAAGGGUGCCACGGUACUGCGUCCAUCACUGGGGUGAUCUGCCCGACGGCACCAGCGCUCCCCUGGAGAUUGUGCUGCUGGACAAGGUGUCCAGUGGCUUCUCCGGCGUGGUCCAACUGCUGGAGUGGGUUGAGCUCCCCAACGACAUCUUGAUGGUGCUGGAGCGCCCGGAGCACUGUCAGGACCUGCACCAUUUCAUUCGGGCACGGGGAUUCCUGUCCGAGGGGGUGGCGCGGCAGCUGUUCCGGCAGGUGCUGGAGGCCGUGCGGCACUGCACCAGCUGCGGGGUCCUGCACAGGGAUAUCAAGCCAGCGAACAUCCUCGUUGACCUGGCCACCGGGCAAGCCAAACUGAUUGAUUUCGGCUGUGGCACCUACCUGCAAGAGACAGCCUACAUUCGCUUUGCAGCUGGGGCCCUGGACAGAACCCUGACAGCCUGGUCGGAGCCCAGGGAAGUAGAAGGAGCCCCCAGAGAAGCUGUACCAGGUGGGGCUGCUGCUGCUGGGGACAGCAAGGAUCACAUCAAGGAUGACAGCCUCUUCCUGGACCUGGCCACUGUGAAUUCCCAGCCCAUUGCUGUCUCCAUCACUCUGUUGCCUAUCUUGAUGCCUCUGACCACAAGGAAGGCCGAGCCCCAGGUUUAG
Molecule: messenger RNA, 765 nt
Organism: Passer domesticus (house sparrow)
Lineage: Eukaryota; Metazoa; Chordata; Aves; Passeriformes; Passeridae
Product: serine/threonine-protein kinase pim-1-like
Exons: 5
Coding region: 1-765 (254 amino acids)
Biological process (GO): protein autophosphorylation
Cellular component (GO): cytoplasm
Molecular function (GO): ATP binding; protein serine/threonine kinase activity
Source: RefSeq, a predicted model, not a curated record